AUGUCAACAUUUCAUCAUUCUCCAUUUGAUGAUAACAACAACAACCUAAAUAACUUAAAUAACCUUAAUAACAACAUCAACAAUAUCAACGAUAUUAACAACAUCAACAAUAUCAAUAACACCCUUAAUUCUAUUAAUUCCCUCAGCACUCUUACCUCCCUCGAUAAUCUCAAUCUCAACAACCUGUUUGACUACAAUUCAAAUAACUUGCAAAACAUUCAAAAUAACGGCAACAUUAGCCAAAAUAACUCUCCAAAUAACUCUCCCAAUAUCUCCUCAAACAUCCCUUCAAACAUAAUCAACAGCAAUAUCCCUAAUCCAGUCCUGUUUCAAAAUGGUUAUCAAUUAUUCAACCCACAAUUCCAACAAUUUCCAACCGUUAACCAAGUUCCACCGCUUCAACCAAUUCAUCCUCAAGUUCUGUUUCAUCCUAAUUUUCAAUCUCAAUUAAAUCAAUUCCACCAAAAUUUUUUGUCAAAUCAAAACCAAAGCCAAAAUCAAAAUCAAAAUCAAAAUCAAAAUUUCCCUCAAACCCAUAUUCGCCAAUUGUCUAUAUCAAACCAUCCAAUCAAUCAACUAAAUAGUCAAUUCAAUCACCAGUAUAAUAACAAUUCCCCAAAUAACAACAACAACAACAACAACAACAACAACAACAACCAAUUUUAUAACAAUACCUUACAGCAAAUCCCUACUUCAUUCAACCCAAACUAUCCUUUGCAAAUCCCAAUAAUGAACCAAAAUCAAAUUCCUUCAAUCUCUUCAACCCAGGCCCAACUCCAACCUCAAUCAAAUAACCACACCCACAAUCACACUCAUCAUCACACUCAUAAUUCAGUGCUUAAUUAUCAAGUAGCAGCCAAUAUUCUGAUUCCUAGCCAGUUUCAACCCAUAUCGGCCAACCGAACAUUCAACUUAAUUCCUUCUAAUGACCCCCUAAUAACUAAUCAAUCGCCUUCAAAUCUUUCCACAGAUUCCAGAGACUCCACAGAUUCCAGAGAUUCCAAAGAAUAUAAUAAUUGCGAUCCCGAUACUAGCACUAAAAAUAUCAAAUCCGCUAAACUUUCUAAAAAUUUUAAAAAUUCUAAACCUUCUAAAACCACUAAACAUGCAAAAAACAAAACCAUUAAACCCACCAAAACCAUAAAAACAGCAAACAAAAACAACAAUAAAUCCAGCAAAAACAAAAAAAAACACUUUCUUGUUCAAUCUAGCGUUACUACUCCUAAUAACAAUGAUAUCUCUCACGAAAUUGGUUCCAGUAAUCCCACUACCGCCGAUACUUUAAAAAGAAAAAACUCUUUAACAUCAAAUUCUUCUUCACCUGAAAUUUCGGGUUUGUUAGCUGGAAACCAAAAGCAAAAAAUUACUAAUAUUAAUAAGAAUCACAAAAAUAAUACUACUGACAAUAUAAUCAGCAAAAAUAUUUCUCCAGAGUUUACUGACUCUGAUAUUAAUGCCCUUAAAAAAGCUCUUUCUGUUGCUGAAGAAGUUAAAUGGAAACACAUCUCAAACCAAUUAGUGUUUAAAAGAAAUGGCAAAAAAUUAGCUGCUCAUUCCUGUUUUCAGAAAACAAAUGAAAUGCUAGGUCUACCUUCAAACUCAAAGAUUUAUGGGGAUUUGAAAAGCAGUCUUAGUUAUGUUAUCCAUGGUUGGGAAAAUAAUGUUAAUCAUGGAGCUAAUCAGCUUAAUGAAAAUAAUGAAAAUAAUAACAAUGAUAACGAUAACAAUAACGAUAAUCUUAAUCAUAAUCAUAGUACUAAUUAUAACCAUAAUCAUAAUAGUUCUAUUAAUCAAAAUCAAAAUGAAGUAAAUGCUAACAAAAGCGAAAAUCUUAGCAAUAACAAUAUGAACACUAAUAUUGAUCAAAGUCAAAAUUUCAAUUCAAUUAAUUCAAACAAAGAAAUCACAAAUAAAUCUUUUUUUCACAAUAAUUCGUCUCCGGCCAAUAACAUUGAAAACAAAUCUACCAAGUAUAAUAACAACCAUAGUUAUAAUUAUCUUUUAAAUGAUCCAACUGAUAAUGACAAUAAUAAUAAUAAUUAUUCUUCAUUAAAUAUUGAUUCAAAUAUUCAGAACUUUCUGUCAAAUUCGAAAAAUAUUUUGCCCUAUUAA
Molecule: messenger RNA, 2112 nt
Organism: Ascoidea rubescens DSM 1968
Lineage: Eukaryota; Fungi; Ascomycota; Saccharomycetes; Ascoideales; Ascoideaceae
Exons: 1
Coding region: 1-2112 (703 amino acids)
Source: RefSeq, a predicted model, not a curated record